Messenger RNA from Pseudocercospora fijiensis CIRAD86, 1608 nucleotides. RefSeq lists its product as uncharacterized. The annotation marks the transcript as partial. The transcript is spliced from 4 exons. The record is from RefSeq and is a predicted model, not a curated record. NCBI's taxonomy places the organism in Eukaryota, Fungi, Ascomycota, Dothideomycetes, Mycosphaerellales, Mycosphaerellaceae.
CACCAGCGUCCCGACAUCCUCAACCCCGUCCUCAAAAUCCACUCCUACAACCCACCCUCCCUCUCUCCAGGCUACAUCUUCCUCUCAACAUGGUCCUCCGAAGAAACCAGCGACAUUCAAAAUUCCCCCUACAUUUUUUCGAAUGAUGGUGUAAGUCCAAAAAAAUCCAUACUUCAAUUUCCAAUCCCACACCUUCUCCAACGGCACGAGAAUUCUAUCCGACAAGGUCACAUUGCUCUUUUCGACGAUCGGUAUCGCUUACUUCGAGUGAUUUCCGCUCCUGAUGGAGGAGGGGCGGUUGAUUUCCACGAAUUCCGGCUCUUUGAUGAUGGGAAGACGGCGGUUGUGGUGGGGUUGAGAGCUAUGCAGGGUGAUUUGUCGCAAUUUGGAAUUCGGGAGGGGGUGGGUUGGGUUUUGGAUUCUGUGUUUUGGGUGGUGGAUCUUGAGAAGGAUAAUAAGGUGAGGUUUGAGUGGAGGGCGAGUGAGCAUGUUGGGUUUGGGGAAAGUGUUUUGGGGCCGAGUUUGCAUCGGUUCGCCGGGAUGAGUUGGAAGUAUGCUUAUGAUUUUUUUCAUAUUAAUUCGGUUGACCGGUUCAAGAAUGGGGACUUUUUGAUUUCCGCACGACAUACGGAUACGUUAUACAGGAUCGAUGGACGGGAUGGGUCGAUUGUUUGGAGACUUGGAUCGAAGAAUUCUUCGUUCCAGCUUCUGGAUUUCAACUUCUCGGCACAACAUGAUGCGAGGAUUCUCGAAGAAUCUGAUGGCAAAGUCGUCGUCAGUCUCUUUGAUAAUGCGUAUAAUGGGAAGAGGACGACAAGUAAUUCGUCUUCGGCUAUCGUGUUCGAAGUGGACACGAAAGCGAAUGAGUCCAGGCUGUUGAAGCAAUUCUUCCCUACGAUCAAGGGUUUGGCGCAGAAUCAAGGCUCGAUGCAGAACUUACCUGAUGGACAUACCUUGGUGAGCUGGGGUCUCAUUGCUGAAUUCUCUGAAUUCGAUCAGCAGGGAAAGACUGUCUUGGAUGUUGCUUUUGCGGAGACGACGACUCGUGCAUAUCGGGUUCGGAAAUUCGAUUGGAUUGGAAGACCAGAUGAGAGUGAAAUUGCUCUAUAUCUUUAUGCGAGGACUAACAGUAGUAGUGUCUAUUUCUGGAUGAGCUGGAAUGGAGCUACCGAGGUCAGGAAAUGGAGAAUGUUGCGAGAGGACGGACGGGUCUUGGACACAUGUGAUUGGGAAGGCUUUGAGACCGGCUUCGAUGUAGAGACGUUCGUUUCAAGUGGCUACGUGGAAGCCGUGGCCGAGGAUGGAAAGACUCUGGGUCGAUCCAAGGUUGUGAAAACCUUUGUUCCGCCCGAGAGUAUGGCGAAGGUCUGUGGCGAUAUGCAUUGCAUGAUGCAGGUGUUUCCUUCGAAGGCAACUGCGGUCAAAGAUUCUGCCAAAGGUCGGAAGCGUGGGCUGCUGCUAUCAAGUUGUAAUACAGCUUGGGAUAUGACUUGGCUGAGCAUGGUUUCUGGCGUUUUGAUCGGAUUUCUGGCGUCUAGAGUCAGAUGGUCGACCAUUAUCAACAUUAGAAUUAUUACGGCACUGCUCGAAAGAUUCAGAGUAGGAUAA